This is a messenger RNA of Oikopleura dioica, 2898 nucleotides long. Lineage: Eukaryota; Metazoa; Chordata; Appendicularia; Copelata; Oikopleuridae. The record is from the annotation of a GenBank genome assembly.
AUGCGAAAAAUUCUGUGGCUUUUUGUUUUAACGCUAUUGGAGAACUGUCAAGCUGGAAGAUCGAAAACUUAUGGUCAUGCGAAGAAAAAUGAAGUUCAUUUGCGACCUAUAGAUGACCGUCGAAUUAUCGUCGAAAAAGACGUGUUCUGCACAAGCCGCGGGGCAACGCAAUCGCGGUUCUUCUCGUGGGCCUUUGUCGACGGAAAGGACAAAGAGUUUCUGAUUUCCGGCCAUGAGGAGUACUUCACGAUCGCCGAAAUCCCCUUCCGCCCUCACGUGAAAGCCUAUUUCCCCGAUGGCACCACCUCCGGCCUCGAGAACCAAAGUCACGUGAGCGCGAAAAUCAGCUGCGAACGCGCCUUUGGCGAGACCGAGCAUUGCUCAAACUACAUAACGUCCAUUUCCCAGAAAAAGAAUUCGGAAAAUGAAGGUCUCAAUUUUCAAAUUUGCAAUUCGAACUUUGCGCAGCCGAAAUUGGAGACUUGGAAUAUCGACUUGGAGAAUUUCGAUGAAGAUCUAUCAAAAGCGGUUUCAAAAGAAACUGAAUUUGCCACUGCCAAUUCUUGCCCAUCAAGUUUCAAGUCGUCAACUCUCAUGAAAUGGAUCGAUUCAACAAUGCGCGUAGCUGCCAUCGGCCUUCAAAAAGAAGUGUCUUCUGCCAACCCAGCGAUUUCAGUCUUUGCCUUUGGAAAAGAAGCAUUUUCGACGAAGGGAGCAAGGGGCGAUAUUUUCAUCGACGCGCGAUUUCGAUUGAUAACCGCCGAUUCGGAGCAAAUUCACUUCCUGUAUUCCGACGUGCCGAGACUCCAAGACAUCGAGUCACGUGAAACAUUCUUUCGCGCGAAUUCGCAUCCGAAGAUCGCGUCAAUUUGCCGACACUCGGGUUUUGAAAUUUUGAAUCAAUUCCAUUUUGGAGAAUUGAAUUGCAAAGAAGAGGACUUCGACUUUCCGAUUUUCGUCGAUGCAGUAGAAACGGAACGACAUGUCUUUGGAAUUUUUCAAUCGAGGGCGAAGAAAUAUCAGAAAAAUGCAAUUUGCAGAUUUGAGAAGAAAGAUUUAGCCAUUCAAUGCUCACAAAAUGACCCAACAGAUGAUCUCCAGAUCCUUUCUCGUCAACCAGUAGAGGGAGAACUUGUCAUGUCCCCUCGAGAUUCUUCAGAGUACGGCGGUUUUACCUCAAUAACGGUCGAUUCGGAAAAGACUGGCGACUUUCCUCUGAUCUUCAUCGGAACUGACAGCGGAGUUCUUUUGAAAACGGCAAAGUUUGAGAAGUACCCAUCAUCUGAAAAGGUUGAAUAUCCUUGGCAAUUAGUCGAAGCUUAUAAUAUUGAAAAAAUGGCGAAAAACGCGGUGGAAAAAUGGGCUUCGGAUGAUUGGACAAUCAAGAAGAUUCAUUUCAGAUACGACAAGCAUGGAACACUGAGAAUGCCAUACGUUUAUGUCGCCACAGAUCAAUGCAUUCUUGCUGUCAAGGUUCAGAACUGUGACUUGUCAGAGUGCUGCCAAAAUGAUCCUUAUUGCGAGUUCCGAAACGUACCAAAAACUUGCCAGGACAUCGAUUUCACCCUUCGGAAUCCAUUGAAUCAGGUCACUUACCAUCGUUCCUGCCAGGAAAAGAAUGAAGAAGAGCUGGAAGAAAAGCUCGUCUCGAAUACAGCAACUUUUUUGCCUGUGAAUUUGAACGAUGACAGCUGCAGCGAUGCGCAAAAUGGAAUUCAACAAGCAUCAAGAAAAGAGUACAAACGCGUGAAAAACCUCCUCGACCGCGUCACUCGAAACCUAACCCAUCCCGAAAUUCUCAAGCAAGCGAUGUUGUCCGCGGCGGAAAUCGUCCUCCAUCGAGUUUACAACGAAAAUCUGGACACGUCAAUACCAGUUCCGAUCCAAAGCUCGCAAAUAAGCGUUUUCCCAGAGCUCGCCUUUCAUCUCCAAGUGCUGAGAGAGCAACUUGCUCAAAUGAUAACUCCUUCACGAGCAAACGCGACAGAUUGCUAUAUUUCUCCUUCUCAAUCAAGGCAUGGUUAUUGCGGAAUAAUCGAGCAUCGGACGAAAUGGUCGAGACAAAUUUGGAAUUGGAUGAGACAACUCCUAAGCGCUUACAGUGCGGACUGUACCACAAAAGAAAACCCAAUUUUGACUGGUCAAUCAAAACUGUUGUGUAAGGAGUCGAUCUGCCGCUUCGGUUUUCUGAUCGAUGUCCAAACAGCUUUUCGCGAAACAGGAUUGAGAGCUACUGGAGUUCCGCUCGACAUCAAUCCGAAAGAAUUGGAGCUCAAAAGUGACUUCUCAAUCGUCGGGCUGGUUGUGGAAAAUAAGACUUCGCCGUUUGAAAUAACUUACAACCCUGAUAUUCAAGAAGCUAUUAUCAAACUGCAUUUCAAUGUCGAUUUAUGCCUUCUUUCCCAGCAUCGUGAAAAAUUCGAGAACUUCAAAAACUUCAGAUCUCUUCCUGAAAAUGUCAAAAAAGCUUAUUCCACACUAGCGACUGAAAUUCAUGAAAAAAUGAAAGAAACAAUUAGUUCAAGAAAAAAGCGAGAAACGAGCAGAACAGAAAGAUGUCCCGAAAUCUCAAAGCGGCCGAUUAUAUUUGAGUCCUCGGCGACUGAGAAUCUAACGGAAAAGGAAUUCGAGAUAUUCUUGGUGCUCUUCGAAAGAUAUGGAUCAUGCGAAGCUUCGAAGCUCAGUAUUGGCCAACGAACAAGUUUGAGAAGAAUUUUUGGCGGAAGAAAGUCUGCUGCUUCUUUGCUGACUUAUACACUGGAAUCACCGAAAUGCCGAUAUACAGUCGACAUCAACAAAUCCAUCAAAACCCGUUCCAGCAGAGAUUUUUCGCUAGAAUUCAUCGGCAGCACGAAGAAACUGAGUAUAUCCUUCUUCGCGAAACACAAAUCAAGAUAG